CACUGGCGGAAGUGCAUCUGUAAUAACGAACGUUCGCGCAAGCUCGGCAUGCACGGACGUAUAUUUACGUGCGUACGUGAGUGUAGAAGGCUAACGAAAAUUGUACAGCUAUAUAAAGUGGCUGGAAUGGUCCAUUCGAGCAGAAACGCACGAGAGAACUAACUCAGCACGGGAUUUUUUCUUAUAGAACGGUGUUUGUCGUUGACGAUUUGUUGUAGAUUCGGGACCACACGUCUGCUGCUAGCCCUCCAAAACUUACGGACCUCACGAUAUCAAACUGCACUGUACUCAGAAUGGCUUCAUUGGCUACGACUUCACUACUGUCUAUGACUCUGUGCAUAUUACUGCUAGCUAUGGCUACGACAUCAGUGUUAUCAGCACCAGAUCGUAACGCCCACUGCUUCCGCCAGCGUUUACCCAUCGGGCGAAGGGGCAAGUGCACUGACGAGAUACUGGUUCCCGCUAACGUGACCGUCUUGGAUCCUAAGGAGUGCUGCCGCUUGGGCGGCAGUGGCUGGUCCGAGAAAUCCAACGGGAAACGGUGCCUGGAUGCUUGUCUUGAGCCUGAGCCUGAACUUCCCAGGCCGAUAGGCGGAGGGGUUGACUCCAUCAUGGAGUCAUUGGAACCCAUCCUGGGGUCGAUGGAACGCGUGGAUGUACAGCAACUCUCAAAUGAUAAUUUGACUUGGAGUGAGUGGGGAUCGUGGUCGAACUGCUCAGCACUAUGCGGAGCCGGUAAUAUCACACGAAGGCGAACUUGUCUACCAGAGAAUGCCUGCAACGAGACGAUUGAGGAGGAGACUAUCCAAUGCGACACCAAUGUUACCUGUCUAGCGCCUCGCCCGGUGCACGGUCGGUGGACUGGCUGGAGUGAAUGGUCCGAGUGCGACCUUGUCGACCCUUGCAACUCCUUCCAGACGAGUACCCGUACUUGCACCGAUCCUCCCCCGUCAAAUGGCGGCCGGCCCUGCCGCGGCCCCUCCACGAGGACUCGUCCCUGCAACCUACCACGCUGUGCUGCUAUAGGUGGCUGGUCAGCUUGGAGUGAAUGGUCGGCUUGCUCCGCCACAUCCUGUGGGGAGAGAGGAAUCACCUCAAGAACCAGAGUCUGCGACGGGGAUAGCUGUGUUGGGUUGUUCCUGGAUUGGGAAUUUUGCACGUUACCAGCAUGCAGCGUGCUGGGCUACUAGCUUUCCAUCCAACACUUCACAGCAGGCCGGCCGAACGGGACGGGCUUGGCCUGGGGCUAGCGACGGUCUCCAUGUUCGUCGGGGAAUUGUCACUGUUCUCCCUUCACAUAAAGUCUGAGUACCGGUCUUGGGAAAGUAUCUUCUACUUCUCCAACCCAUUUUCAAGAGAGGUUUAAUCAAUCAAGUAAUAAAUGGAUUAACUAUUAAUCAAUGACUGCACACGAAAACCCUAAAAGCCUUUAAAAAUGAAUUCGUCUCCAAUUAAAACCAACCUGCAUUAUUUUAUUCAUUGUAGGAUUCAGGUCAGGCCAGCCGUGGGCAUCAUGCACGAGUUGUGGCCAUUAUUGUCGAGUUCCCUGAAUGCAUUUCAUUAAUUGUUAACUGUUGAAUAAGAUGGUGCCAGACUGAUGCAGGCAUAAUGCAGCCUUAUUUUACUGUCGUGUUUUUUUUUAUCUGGCUUAACAUUAGGGAAUGUUUAUGAUUAUGAUAUUUGAUAUUCUUAAUUGAAGCAGACUGGAAUUAAUCAGAAAUUAGUUUGCUUUCAUUUCUCCUCGCAAGUUCCAAAACUUAGGAUUUGACCUCACUUUCAAUUCAAUAUGGCCGACUCGCGUAUAAGGCCUGUGGAAGAAGAAAAGGUAUUUUAUUGGGGAGCCGAGCUGCAUUGAGACCCGGAUGGUUACAAAGCUAGUACAGCACCAACACCGAUGAUCUUAUCUAAAUUAUCUUAAAAGGGUAUCUUAAGAAUAUUUGUCUGAGUGUGAAGUCGGUCAUGUUUUAAAGUAAAUUGUAUUUUUAUUGUAAAAAAAAAGGUGACUUUAUUUUAUUACAUACCAAAGAAAAGUGUAUCUGAAAGCCAGGAGAUUGAUGUCCGCAGUGGAAUGCGGGUGUAGGAAAGAUUGUAGUUUUAUUUGCACGGUAGUAUGACAUAUUUUAGUUUGUACGAUAAAACAAUACUUCUUUAGUACAGUAACAGUUAUACAGCCGGUUUUUGGCAUGGUCAUCAGUCGCUAGUUAUAGUUUUGGGCAUCUCGUUAAGCAGCUGUGUAACGCCCUCUAUGAAUCAUUAAUUCAACUAUUCAAAUUAUUUAUGCUAUCGUUUGUGUAAAAGUCACGUCAUCCUCAGUUAUACUACUAGAUACACAAUUGUAAUUUUAUAAUUGGUCAUUGUAUUCCCAUGUUUUGAAGUAUUUAAGAGUUUUUGCUCAAAUUCUCUUGUGUUUAACUGUAUGUGUAUAUUGCUAGUACAUAUCUGAAGAAAAUAAUGUAUUUUGUUCGCUGAAAUUACUGCCUUCAAAACACAUUCGUGUUAACGGUCAGUUUCUGUCAUGCGAAUUAAAUUGCGUUACAGCUGAAACAAAAAUUUGUCAAAACUAUGUUCAUUUUUAAUCUAAUAAACGAAUGAUUUCCAAGGGCCCAUGACAUAAAUUUGAAUUUAAAUAAAGUUUCUACUCAUUUAAAAUGUAUGAAAACAACUUGACAUCCCUUUUUGGGUAAUCUUAUUGAAAAGUGCACUUCUUUUAAAAAAAAAAUAAUAAUAAUAAAAUAAAAUUCUAUGCUUCUUCGGUUAAUGAGGGUGUUGUUGCUGCUGUGAUAUCACUUCAGGAAGACACUCUUCAGUUUAGGGGUAUUCUGUUCCAAUUGCGCGCGAACCCAAUAUUUGUUCAUUGAAAACGGCGUCACUUCGUGAGAAAACUUUGCUCAUUGGCUUACUGUCAUGUACUGAAAUAACAAAUCAAUAAAGAAAAGAAAAUCUGCGUCAGCAAAAUAUCAAAGUUCUGGCAAAUUUUUGUUCUGAAAUAGCCAAAACAUUGAGUUUUCCGCCUGAAAUGACAUCACAGUUUUGCUCAUGAAUAUGCAACUUUGCAUUAGCAUAAAAACCAAAAGGUUACCAAAAUGCCCUUAAAAAGAAGGCAAAAUGAAAAUCAAAAAAAUAAGGUUAAAUGGGACACAUUUAAACCGCAUUUAAAACAUGUCAUUACAUGGGCCUUUUAACUUUAUAUUUCCGCAUUUUCGUUUUGUACCAAAGAUCGCAAAAUUACGAACGUGUUUCAAAUUUGAGAUUGUUUGUUUAUCUCUUCAGUAACAAAUUACAACUUACUGUUUUUGUGACAGGAGGUCACAUUGAUUAAAUACAAAUAAAUUAUGU
Messenger RNA from Patiria miniata (bat star), 3336 nucleotides. Its product is annotated as coadhesin-like. The transcript has 5 exons. The record is from RefSeq and is a predicted model, not a curated record. Bases 294 to 1190 code for a protein of 298 amino acids. NCBI's taxonomy places the organism in Eukaryota, Metazoa, Echinodermata, Asteroidea, Valvatida, Asterinidae.